AUGGGUAAUGUAGCAUCAUGUGCCCCUUCCAUAAUCUCUUAUGGUGUAGUAAAGGUCUUGUCGUCUGAUGGAACACUGGAAAUCUACACAAGGCCAGUAAAAGCAGCUGAACUCAUGCUGGAAAACCCUGGAAGAUUUAUCUGUGACUCCGGCCACCUGAAAGUUGGUCACCGGAUUCCAGGACUCUCGGCCGACGACGACCUAGAGCGCCGGCAACUGUAUUUUCUUCUUCCAAUGGAAAUGCUUUAUUCAGUACUAACCAAUGAAGAGAAGAUCACUCUUACAGACAAGGCCUCCAAGGCACUGAAACAAGGAAGCUUGAACUUGGCUAGAAUUUUUCCAGUUCUUGGUGAUUUUUGCUUGUUCCCUCCUUCAGAAGACAAAACUGUCGACUCUCCGGCGAGAGUACCGGAGCUGGCUGAGAGGUAUUCAAGGCAAAGAUCAUGGAGGCCUGCGUUGGAGACCAUCAUCGAAACACCGCCGCCAGGUACAGAGGCCACUCCAAGCUCGUGUUAUUGUGUAGUUCUGAGAAGUUAUUUGGAGCAGAAUUGUAAGGUUGAUACUGUCCAGAAAACAAAUGUCUAUUAG
Messenger RNA from Ilex paraguariensis (yerba mate), 588 nucleotides. Lineage: Eukaryota; Viridiplantae; Streptophyta; Magnoliopsida; Aquifoliales; Aquifoliaceae. The record is from the annotation of a GenBank genome assembly.